This is a messenger RNA of Hyposmocoma kahamanoa, 2676 nucleotides long. RefSeq names its product muskelin (gene muskelin). The record is from RefSeq and is a predicted model, not a curated record. Gene Ontology annotation, cellular component: cytoplasm. Gene Ontology annotation, molecular function: protein binding. The transcript has 14 exons. Lineage: Eukaryota; Metazoa; Arthropoda; Insecta; Lepidoptera; Cosmopterigidae. Bases 1 to 2487 code for a protein of 828 amino acids.
AUGGAAGAAAAACCUGAAACUGUAAAGCUGACUUACACAAUUCACAAAUAUUCAAGUUACUCUGCGAAUUACAUGCCAGAGAACAUAAUGGUAGAUGAACCAUCUGAUCAAUUAUCCAGAUGGUUCACAGACAGUAAUACGCCUUCCCAAUACAUAAUGCUCAAACUAAAAUCUCCAGCGAUCGUGGAAACAAUAAAAUUCGGAAAGUAUAAAAAAGCUCAUGUAAGUGACCUGAAGAAAUUCCAAAUAUUUGGAGGAAUGGAUGAAAAUAACCUAUCAUUGUUACUAUCGGCUGGUCUAAAGAAAGACAAUCAAGCAGACCCAUUUCGUCUGCGACAUCGAACUCUAGAAGGCCUGUACCUUCCCAUACAGUACAUAAAAAUAGUGCCGCUGCAGUCGUGGGGACCUGCAUACAACUAUACUAUCUGGUACAUAGAGCUGCAGGGCAAAAACCAAAUGGAUUUGAUAAGCAAUGCAUUGGAUACUAUUAAUUUGCGUAAAGAAGAAGAAGCAGUACGUAUACUCCUUAAACAUUUACGGCGGCGCCGGUACAAGGACGCUUUCGAAGCGCUGUCGCGCGAAAGCGGAGUGCAACUUGAGGGCCCCUUGCAGGCUAGAUUAUGGAACGCGUUAGUUGAGAAUGGCGACUAUAAACUCGCUGAGGAGAUUCUUGAAGAGGCUAUGCAAGAAGGCGAAUUCGAUUGGUACAUGUCUUGGCAACCAUACAAGCCUGUAUGGCGGCAGAUGUCAGCGUGUUCGUCUGGCGUGGAGGCAGAACUGUGUUGCGGUGAUCUACAGACGCCGCGUAUCAGGGACACUUGCUGCGCAGACGCCGACAGGCCCGAGGAGCUGCCGCCGAACGCGAAUGGAGUGGUGGAGGUGUCGGAGCCGUGUCACGUGACGACCGCGAACCCGAGUGCGUCCAGCAGCUGCUGCUCCAAGCCUGGCCCUCGCGGCGGACACCAGCUCGUCGUCGAUGCCACCACAGGUACACUAUACCUCUUUGGGGGUUGGAACGGCACUGAAGACCUCGACGAUCUGUGGUCAUUCAAUACAGUGACGGAACGUUGGUCCCUCCUUUGCUGGCACAGUAAUCAUGUGGGCGGGCCAUCACCACGCUCCUGCCACAAGAUGGUGUUAGACCCGCUGCGGCGCCGACUGUACACACUCGGACGAUAUUUAGAUAAUGCACAACGAGUGCCAGCUAACAUGACCAGCGACUUGUACAUGUACGACAUCGAAGCCGGUACGUGGACUCUCGUGUGCGGUGACACGGCAGCGGCAGGGGGGCCCCGGCUCGUAUUUGACCACCAGAUGUGCAUCGACCCAGACACGCAGACGAUUUACGUAUUCGGAGGACGCGUCUUACCAGCUAAUACCGAGGAGGUGGUGACGCCACAGUACUCCGGGCUGUACGCGUACUACGUGGCGACGGGCUCGUGGCAGCUGAUGCUCGCCGACCGACACGAGCUGCCCGCGCCGCAGCCGCGUGUCGCCCAUUCCAUGCUCUUCCACCCAGUCCAGCGACGCCUAUACAUCUUCGCCGGACAACGCAACAAAGAGCACCUGCUCGACCUGUGGUGGUGGGACGUGAGUACGGGCCGCUACGGCGCAUUGUGCGCAGCCGCCACGGCCUGUCCACCCGUAGCUGGGUUCACGCAGCGGGCCACUCUGGACCCAGACACCGACGAGAUGUUCGUGCUAUCGGGCAUGAGCAAGGAGAAAGACAAGCGCGUGUACAACACUCUGUGGGUGUUUUCGUUGACCCGCAUGACGUGGACGUGCGUGUACCGCAACGACACCGUUUCCCCCGACGAGCCGCGGCCGAGGUUUGCGCACCAGCUCGUCUACGACCCCGUGAAAAAGAUUCAUUAUCUAUUCGGUGGCAACCCUGGUAUCCAAACAAGCCCACGAUUACGAUUGGACGACCUCUGGGCUUUACAACUGACGCGGCCAUCCAUAGAGAGGGUAUUCUUAACAGCUAGAGCUGCGCUGAGAGAGGCUUGCUUUAAAGAACUUUGUGCUUCGGGGAAAGAACUCACCGCAGUUGAGUACUUGAGGAAUGACGUUAGGACGGCAUUGGAUCACAGUGACCCACAGCAGGUGGAGCGGUUCCAGAAGCUGGCCACGGUGCUGUUCAGCGGCGGCGCGGGCGAGCUGGACGUGGCGGCGGCGCUGUCGCCGCGGCGCACGCGCACGCUGCACUCGCGCCGCAUCGCGCAGCGCGCGCCGCCCGACCUGGCGCAGGCGCUGGCCGCCGUGCUAGGAGCAGACGACAAUAUGCCCGAGCCUACGCAGCCGUUCGAAGACAUAGCGGUCCUCCCCGUAGACACGUGGGACGUCGGCGAAGAUGCAGACUGUCCCCCUCCGUCACCCGCCUGGAAUAUGCGCGCAGCACGACUCACUCUUUACGACAACUUGUGCCAAUACUUCAGACCCAGUUCGGUGCCUCCGCAACAGAAUGUCACCGAGUUGGUUAAUUUGUAAACGUGGUAACAGGUAACAUAUGUAAUAACUAUGAGAAUCAAAAUACCUAGUUCUUGUUAAGCGGCUUUUGCUCCGCUUGCAAUAUUUAUAGUAUAUUAACACCGAGCAUAUUAUCAGAAAUAGAUACGAAAAGUUAUUUAAUUUGGUUAAAAAUUAUUUUGCCAAAUCAUUACAGUGACUACUGCGCUC